Messenger RNA from Durio zibethinus, 1461 nucleotides. RefSeq lists its product as uncharacterized. The record is from RefSeq and is a predicted model, not a curated record. Lineage: Eukaryota; Viridiplantae; Streptophyta; Magnoliopsida; Malvales; Malvaceae.
CCGCAUAUCUUCAAAGUUUCUGAUUUUAAUGUCACUCACCUUAAACCCUAGAGACACAAACACUUUCAAAGCUUCCCAACAAAACAAAGGACACGACAUGUCGGAAAGAGUAGGUUACGACUCUGAUGCACCCGAAGAAUUUACAAACGAGCAGGGAAUAAAGCAAGAUGAAGAAAUAAGAAAAAUACAGAAAGAAAACAAUGCCAGGGUUGUUCGUGAGGGAAAAGAACGUCGCAGACUUUGGGCUCAGAGGAAAACUCCACGUCAAUCUGCAAGGGUUGAAAGCGGCCAAGAAGAUGUAGAAGCUGAAACUGAUGAGGAGUCUCAGGCCAAGAAGGGGAUGCUUCCUACUAACAUUAUUGAAAUGCUUGCAUCUCGUGAAAAACAAGUUUUCUUAUCGGACUCUGAGGAUGAGAAGGCUGAGUUAAAGCCCACUCCAAGAAAGAAAAAGAAGAAAGGCUCAGGGUUAGAACCUGUUAUUUUGAAGGACAUACCACCUGGUCAAUGCUUACAGAAUUCCUCGGAGUUCUUGAAGAAAAGGAAAAUGCAAGUUCCAAGGUCAUCUUCAGUUUUAAAGAAUUCCAACCAAGCAUUUCGUCUUAAUUGCGUCCUUUCUACGUCUGGGUUACGUGAAAGCUGUAAAAGAUUGUAAUAAAGUUUUCUAGGGUCCUUCCAAACCUGAGAUCACUCCCAAUCUUUCUAAACAGGUGGGAAAUUGAAAAGAUUUUUAAGCGUUAGAAGUAUUCUAUGCCUACUGUGGUGGCUGAAGGAAAUGAAGACAAGAAUGAGCUGCCUCCUAUAAUACAUACUCCUCUCGAUGAAUUCCAUGAUGUUUUUUAAGAAGAAAUUCUACCUGAUCUUCCACCUCAACUUCUGGGUUGUUAAUUUGGCCAAUGGCAUGUCAAACUUUUGGAAGGCCUUCACUGUUUGUAUUGAAAAAAAUAUUGAAUUUAUUAGCAAUUGUUUUUUCUAUCGUCACAGGGAACAGGAUCAUAUAAAGGGCUCUCCAUUUCAUUGGUAUGGUAUCACCCACCUGUUCCACUCAUAUCUCCAACCUAAUUUGUUUGAAUCUUGAUUUGGGAUAAGGAAUCAAGUGCAAGUGCUGGGUCCAUUAGAGGCACCAUAUUUUCAGGCUUAUUACUGGAUUCCAACAACGUGUACUUUUUCAUUGGUGGAGGCGUUAUUAUGCUUCUCUAUGGUCCUUUAUACUAUCCUUCCAAUCGUUCUCGAAAACGCAAAGAUCCAAUCAAUAUUCACGUGUAGUGUAGUUAAAUUAUAACUCGACAUUUCUCAUCCAAUUUGCUUUCAAUGUGCUGCCCCUUCACAUCCUUCAUUGCAGAUGUUUGACCUUGUGGUUGGUCUCUAAGAGUUGGUAUUCUUACGCAUAGCUAUGUAAGCAUGGAUUUUAAAACCCUCUCAUGUCAUUAGCAAAUUUAUUAUUGCAAUCCCCAUCAGUCAUCA